Messenger RNA from Rhodotorula graminis WP1, 3465 nucleotides. RefSeq lists its product as uncharacterized. The transcript is spliced from 10 exons. The coding region runs from base 1 to 3465 and encodes 1154 amino acids. The record is from RefSeq and is a predicted model, not a curated record. Lineage: Eukaryota; Fungi; Basidiomycota; Microbotryomycetes; Sporidiobolales; Sporidiobolaceae.
AUGGUCUGGGUCGUCCAGGGCACCCUCAACAGCGAGCCCCACCCAAGCACGAGCACCGAGUCCUUCCCGCAACUCUCGUCCCACUACCUCCGCCCCAACCGCUCGUACCGCCUCGGUCGCGCCGGCGGCGUCCGCGCUCCCCUCAAGCCCGGCCAGGACAAGCCCGGCCCCGCGAGCCGCCACCGCCCGUACGACUUCCGCAUCGCCAACCUCGCCAUCUCCAAGGACGGCCUCUUGACCCUCGACACACACGGCGCCGACUGGGACCCGCUCGACAACCACGACCGCCCCGACAACCUCGAGCCCUACUCGCUCACCUUGACCGCCACGAAGAAGCUCGAGCUCGUGCGCACCAACGGCGAGGUCGUCGACAUCGCGCCCAACGAGACCGUCGUCGUGCACGACGGUGACUCGUUCCACGAGCGCAACAAGGGCUUCUCGUUCGGCUUCACCUGGCGUCCCGUCAACCUGUGCUUCAGCGCCGCGUCGGCCGAGAAGAAGAAGCAGUACGCCGCUCACGCCAAGAAGCUCGGCAUCAAGAUCGCGUACCGCGACUUUCGCGCCCACCACACGCACCUCGUCGUCAAGACGGCCGCUCCCAACGCGACCGUGACGCUCGCCGCCAUGCACCGCGCCCACAUUGUCGCACCGACGUUCUGCGACGACCUCUUCCAGGCCGGCGCGCCCAAGCCGUUCCCGCCGGCCGACCACGUCCCCGUCCGGCCCGAGCCGCUCGCGCCCGACGCCGGCGCCGACGACAAGGCGGCGCACGACCGCGCCGUCGUCAAGUGGGAGCGCGACGUGCUCGAGCUCGAGCCCGACGUCGGCUUCGACACGGGCAGGUGGUGGGGCCACUGCCUGCUCGAGCAGAACUGGGCGGCCGCGUGGCCCGGCGAGGACGCGCACGUGCCGGCGAGGUGGGACGGCCAGGACCCGACGAGGUGGGCCAUCCCGAGGGCCGAGAGGGCGACGCUCUUCCAGAACGUCCUGCUUGUGAACCUGAGGGGCAGUCCUGAAGCCGAUGCCAUCCACGGCGCCCUCGUCACGCUCGGCGGCGGCACCUACUUCCCCUGUGCCCUCCUCCAGCACUCGCCGCUCCCGACCUCGAUCGAGCCCCUCCUCGACGCCAUCGAGACGUUCAAAGCGGCGCACGUGCCCGCCACCGACGCCGGCGCCGCGAGCCGCAUCGCCAUCUUCCCGCCCGAGGGCGUGCUCGAGCCGGUCGAGGGCGCGAGCGAGGACGAGAUUGCGCUUGGCGAGCAGCAGAAGGAGCUCGUCCAGGAGUUGCAGCACGCCCUCCAGGUGCCCAAGCUCUGCUCGCCCGACGGUCGCGACCUCGCCACGGCCAUCUACGACCUCAACCUCGACGCGCUCUUCCCUGUCGAUGUCGGUCAAGGCGCGUCGGCCGCUCAAGGUGACGAUGUCGGUGGGCCCGACGUGGGCCGUUCGACCUCGCGCCGCACGCAGACGACGCAGGCGCUCACGCAGGCGACGCCGCCUUUCCCGACGGGCGGCGUGCCCGGCACGCACCCCGACAGCGGCAUGCCCGCGCCGACGGCGUCCGGGUCCGGCUCGGCGCCGGCGGCGUCGACCUCGGCGGCGGCGGCGGCGGCGGCGGCAGGAGCAGGGGCGGGAAUGAGUCAGGAGGGGAGCGAGUCGGGGCAGAGCCAACCUCGCAAGCUCACUCGCCGUGCUCGCACGGGCCGCACCGUCCUCGACUCGAUGUUCGCCGACCUGCCCGCCGAGGAGACGGCUCGCCCGUCGAGCUCGACCGCACGCCCGCACGACCUCGCCGGCGGCACGCUCGACUCGACCUCGCUCAACGCGUCGGCCUCGGGCGGCGCCGGCAUGGACGUCGACGCUGCGCCUUCGACCUCGGCCGCUCCCGCACACGGCGACCGCAUGCCGCGCCGUCGCGCCGGCCGCACCGCCGUCGAGCUCCUCCUCGACACGGGCGACGACUCGCCCGACCAUGACCGCGGCGGCGGGCGCUCGGCCGAGGCGGCGACGCAGAGCACGCACGACGAGCUCAUGCGCACGUCCAUGACGCGCGAGCAGCGGCGUGCGGCGCUCAAGGAGGAGGACGAGCGGCUCGCGAGGGAGGAGCAGGAGGGGCGGGCGCAGGACCGGGGCGCCCCGGCGGCACCGGGCAAGAAGCGCCGCUUCCGCGUGUCGCCGAGCGCGAGCGAGAGCGAGGGGGAGGAGGAGGGAGGAGGGCGGACUCGCAAGCGCGGGUGGAAGAAGGGCGGCGACGCGCCGGUCGCGACGCUCAAGAAGCGCACGAGGGCCCAGAGCCGCGACCCGACCGCCGCCGUCGCCGGCACGACGUCGAGCGACGACGACGAGGAGGGCGCACGUCGUGCCGCUCGCAAGAAGAGCAAGGCGCCGCAGGGGUCGUCGCCGCCGCCGCCGGGCCCGACCGCGGCGAGGGCGCCCAAGAACAAGAAGGAGGCCGCCGCCCUCAAGAAGGCCGAGAAGGCGGCGCAAGAAGCUGCUGCGCAGCGCCUCCUCCAGGUCAAGCCGACCAAGCGCCGCGGCGGCGAGACCGACAACCAGUUCACCGAGGAGUUCAACGCGCUCAAGAUCGUGCGCCCCAAGCUCCAGGCCAUGCCGCAGCAGGAGCACCGCCGCAUGCGGUGGAACGACGAGGACUCGGACGUCGAGCGCGAGCGGCUCAUCGUCGAGGACGAGGCGCGCGCCGAGCAGGGCGAGCGAGACGACGACGGCGACGACGACAUGGACCCGGACCAGUGGCGCCGGCCGACCCAGGCCAUGUUCGUGCUCCGCUCGUUCGACGUUGAGCGUAAGACGCCUCGUGCGGCGGCGGCGGCGGCGGCGGCGGCGGCGGCGGCGGACGGCGAGGUGGACGAGCGGUGGGCGGGCAAGCCCAACUUCAAGAAGUUCCGGCACAAGAACUCGAAGGCGCCUCGAGCGCCGUUCGCGCAACGAGCGCAAGUCGAGCUCACGGUCCCCGACCUCGCCGACUUUGGCCUCGGACCAGGCUACACCGACCGCAAGGGCACCACCUUCACGCAGGUGCAGCAGGCCGACGACGAGGACGACGAGGACGAGCUCUUUGCCGACAUGGCGACGACCAAGGGCCAGACCAAGCUCUCGUUCGGCAAGAAGGCCCCCACGACGAGCAAGACCAAGGGCAAAGCUCCCGUCAAACCCAAGUCGGCGCCCAAGAGCAAGGGCAAGGGGAAGCAGAUCGUCGCCGACUCGGACGACGACGACGACGACGACAAGUCUCCGCGCAGCUCUCACACCUUGCGCGACGACUUUGACGAGCUCGACGACGACGAGCCCGCCCCGCCGCAACGCCAACCCGCGCCGACAAGGCGCGCCGCAGCCCGCAAGCCCGUCCCGACCGUCAUGCUCGACGACAGCGACUCCGAGUCGGACUCGGGCCUCACGUUCAAGGGAUUCGGUAAGAAGGCGGCGACCGGGCGGGCCCGGCGCUGA